This is a messenger RNA of Naegleria fowleri, 2043 nucleotides long. RefSeq lists its product as uncharacterized. The record is from RefSeq and is a predicted model, not a curated record. The transcript is spliced from 2 exons. The coding region runs from base 1 to 2043 and encodes 680 amino acids. NCBI's taxonomy places the organism in Eukaryota, Heterolobosea, Eutetramitea, Acrasida, Naegleriidae.
AUGGCUCCCAAUUUUGGAAUUUGCAAUGUUCCACCUCACACUCCCUUAGGUCUUUGUUCACUCAAUGCGACUACUUGUACGAGUGUGGAACAAGUCUUCUCUCAGCAAGGAGAGGCCAUUUCAUGUUUCUUUGGACAAUAUGAAGUAUCGAGUUGUUGUGGAGGAUGGCAAGCAACUUGUUGGACAUGCAUGUUCACUCUCGGAUAUUACAUUUUCUUUGUUUCAGGAUCAUUCAUUAUUGAAAAGUUCGGAAGUAACAUGUUGGCCAAUUUGAAUGCUCUCUUGUAUCCACUCACUGCCAUCUGUUUUUGGAUUGAACCGAUUGUUGGACAAUUCUAUUCGAAACCGGAAUGGUGGAUUGGAGUUUCGUUGGCCAUUAUCACUUGUGGAAAUUUAAUGUAUGAAUGGUUUGCAAGAAGACCCUUGUAUGAGAUGGAACCUCGAUGGUUGCCUUGGAGAAAAUGGAGACAUGAAGUGAACGAAGAAAAGAGUCAUGGAGGGGGAGUUAGUGGUGUUGAUAUGGAAAAGAGAGGUCAAUAUGGUUUGGGUUUGGGUUUGGGUUUGGGUUUGGGUUUGGGUUUGGGUUUGGGUUUGGGUUUGGGUUUGGGUUUGGGUUUGGGUUUGGGUUUGGGUUUGGGUUUGGGUUUGGGUUUGGGUUUGGGUUUGGGUUUGGGUUUGGGUUUGGGUUUGGGUUUGGGUUUGGGUUUGGGUUUGGGUUUGGGUUUGGGUUUGGGUUUGGGUUUGGGUUUGGGUUUGGGUUUGGGUUUGGGUUUGGGUUUGGGUUUGGGUUUGGGUUUGGGUUUGGGUUUGGGUUUGGGUUUGGGUUUGGGUUUGGGUUUGGGUUUGGGUUUGGGUUUGGGUUUGGGUUUGGGUUUGGGUUUGGGUUUGGGUUUGGGUUUGGGUUUGGGUUUGGGUUUGGGUUUGGGUUUGGGUUUGGGUUUGGGUUUGGGUUUGGGUUUGGGUUUGGGUUUGGGUUUGGGUUUGGGUUUGGGUUUGGGUUUGGGUUUGGGUUUGGGUUUGGGUUUGGGUUUGGGUUUGGGUUUGGGUUUGGGUUUGGGUUUGGGUUUGGGUUUGGGUUUGGGUUUGGGUUUGGGUUUGGGUUUGGGUUUGGGUUUGGGUUUGGGUUUGGGUUUGGGUUUGGGUUUGGGUUUGGGUUUGGGUUUGGGUUUGGGUUUGGGUUUGGGUUUGGGUUUGGGUUUGGGUUUGGGUUUGGGUUUGGGUUUGGGUUUGGGUUUGGGUUUGGGUUUGGGUUUGGGUUUGGGUUUGGGUUUGGGUUUGGGUUUGGGUUUGGGUUUGGGUUUGGGUUUGGGUUUGGGUUUGGGUUUGGGUUUGGGUUUGGGUUUGGGUUUGGGUUUGGGUUUGGGUUUGGGUUUGGGUUUGGGUUUGGGUUUGGGUUUGGGUUUGGGUUUGGGUUUGGGUUUGGGUUUGGGUUUGGGUUUGGGUUUGGGUUUGGGUUUGGGUUUGGGUUUGGGUUUGGGUUUGGGUUUGGGUUUGGGUUUGGGUUUGGGUUUGGGUUUGGGUUUGGGUUUGGGUUUGGGUUUGGGUUUGGGUUUGGGUUUGGGUUUGGGUUUGGGUUUGGGUUUGGGUUUGGGUUUGGGUUUGGGUUUGGGUUUGGGUUUGGGUUUGGGUUUGGGUUUGGGUUUGGGUUUGGGUUUGGGUUUGGGUUUGGGUUUGGGUUUGGGUUUGGGUUUGGGUUUGGGUUUGGGUUUGGGUUUGGGUUUGGGUUUGGGUUUGGGUUUGGGUUUGGGUUUGGGUUUGGGUUUGGGUUUGGGUUUGGGUUUGGGUUUGGGUUUGGGUUUGGGUUUGGGUUUGGGUUUGGGUUUGGGUUUGGGUUUGGGUUUGGGUUUUGGGUUUGGGUUUGGGUUUGGGUUUGGGUUUGGGUUUGGGUUUGGGUUUGGGUUUGGGUUUGGGUUUGGGUUUGGGUUUGGGUUUGGGUUUGGGUUUGGGUUUGGGUUUGGGUUUGGGUUUGGGUUUGGGUUUGGGUUUGGGUUUGGGUUUGGGUUUGGGUUUGGGUUUGGGUUUGGGUUUGGGUUUUGGGUUUAG